GGAGAAGAUCGCAUCGCCAACUGCUCCUCCAGCGACAACCACCGCCGCCAUGGGUAUCGAUCUCGACCGCCACCACGUCAAGGGCACGCACCGCAAGGCGCCCAAGAGCGACAAUGUCUACCUCAAGCUCCUGGUGAAGCUCUACAAGUUCCUGGCCCGCCGCACGGAUGCCUCCUUCAACAAGGUCGUCCUCCGCCGGCUGUUCAUGUCCAAGAUCAACCGCCCCCCGGUCUCCCUGUCCCGCAUCGUCGGCAACAUCAACAAGGAGGGCGAGAAGCGCAUCGUCGUCGUUGUCGGCACUGUCACCGAUGACAACCGCCUGUUGGCCGUCCCCAAGGUCACCGUCGCCGCCCUGCGCUUCACCGCCACGGCCCGCGCUCGCAUCGUCGCCGCCGGCGGCGAGGCCAUCACCCUGGACCAGCUGGCCCUCCGUGCCCCUACCGGCAGCAACACCCUGAUCCUCCGCGGGCCCAAGAACGCCCGCGAGGCCGUCAAGCACUUCGGCAUGGGCCCCCACAAGCACAAGAAACCCCAUGUCGUCUCCAAGGGCCGCAAGUUCGAGCGUGCCCGUGGUCGCAGACGCUCGCGCGGCUUCAAGGUUUAAGGUGGUGGCUUUGGGAGUUGUUACGGGAUGGCCAGGGCUGGACACGGUCACGGCAGCGGCCGGAGGAGCGGUUGAUACCGGUGUUGUGCUUAACAAAUGGUUCUUGCAUGGGACAGGCGUGGCUCGGUAUCUCACGACAAAACACCAAAAUGAAAUUCUUCCAAC
Messenger RNA from Purpureocillium takamizusanense, 769 nucleotides. RefSeq names its product 60S ribosomal protein L18A (gene RPL18A). Lineage: Eukaryota; Fungi; Ascomycota; Sordariomycetes; Hypocreales; Ophiocordycipitaceae. The transcript has 4 exons. Gene Ontology annotation, cellular component: ribosome; cytosolic large ribosomal subunit. Gene Ontology annotation, molecular function: structural constituent of ribosome; RNA binding. Bases 50 to 604 code for a protein of 184 amino acids. Gene Ontology annotation, biological process: translation. The record is from RefSeq and is a predicted model, not a curated record.